AUCCAGUGCGCACUUGUGGCACAAGGUUAGUAGUGGAGUUGCGGUGCGCUUUGCUGUGCCUCAGCCACGGCGGGUAUAUUGACGAAUUGGUUCAACAGCGUGAACGUAUGGCCCUGCACACCGCGUAGAAACAGCGGUGAACGGUUCUCUUGCUGACACCAAAUGUCUUUGCCACAACCCUGUAUUCUGCACAGGUGGCCAACUUGUACAGUUCUACCUCUCUUAGCUUCUGAACUAUUUGAUUUAGCAAGACGGUUUGCAACUACAACUAUGCGUAAUGUCAACUUGUGACGAAACUACGCUUUGCGUAGUCACGUUGAUGGAAACGCUUCUAAUUUGCAUUUUCUUUUUAUCUGACAUUUUAAAAGUUCGCAUAAAAUUCGCUUGACAAUUGGGUGGAUACAUGACACCCAGAAUGUGCGUUUUAAGUUCACCUGAAGCCGUUUUUUUUUAUUUGGAUGAAGUGAAAUACGGAGGAGUGAGACCUCUUUUUCACCCUAUCUGUGCCUGAGACCCUCUGUCCCGGUGACGUCACAGCGGUACAUUUAUCCGCCCAGGCUGCUGGCUUCCUGCUGCUAAGUCUCCACUCUAGCUGUACAAGCUGCUGCACCGCUAAACAAUACUAAGUUGAAGAACCGGGAAACAACAACAUUUCUGGUGGAGUGGUGUUGAGGAGCUCAUCAUGGUGAACAUCCCAGAAUACUAUGCAGGGAAAACGGUGCUGAUCACUGGAGCAACAGGCUUCAUGGGCAAGGUGCUGCUGGAGAAGCUGCUGAGGUCCUGUCCAGGAGUCAAAAGUGUUUAUGUGAUGGUCAGGUCGAAAGCUGGUCACAGCCCCCAGGCCCGCAUUGCUGACGUGAUCAACUGUAAGUUGUUUGAGAGAUUGCAAGACGAACAACCAGGCUUUGCAGAGAAGAUCAUAGCAGUGAACAGUGACCUUACACAGCCAGAGCUGGAUCUGAGUAAAGAGGAUCAGAGCAUCCUGGCUGACAACAUUAACAUUGUUUUCCACUGUGCCGCCACCAUCCGCUUUAAUGAACCACUCAAAGAUGCAAUGCAGCUGAAUGUCCUGGCCACCCAGAAGAUGUUGGCACUGGCCCACAGGAUGAAGCACCUGGAGGUCUUCCUUCACGUUUCCACAGCCUAUGCCAACUGUGAUCGAGAGCUCAUUGAGGAAAUUGUAUACCCUCCCCCCGUAGACUACCGCAGACUCAUCGAUUCUCUGGACUGGAUGGAUGAGGAGCUGGUGACUGCUCUGACACCCAAGCUGAUCGGGAAGCGUCCCAACACCUACACCUACACCAAAGCCUUGGCUGAGUAUAUGGUGCAGCAGGAGGCUGGAGACCUCAACGUAGCCAUUGUCAGGCCCUCCAUAGUAGGAGCCAGCUGGAAAGAGCCCUUCCCAGGUUGGAUUGACAACUACAAUGGACCGAGUGGAAUAUUCAUUGCAGCUGGUAAGGGGAUCCUGCGUACAAUGAGAGCGUCGAAUGAUGCGGUGGCUGACCUGGUGCCUGUGGAUGUGGUCAUCAAUGCCACGCUGGCUGCAGCUUGGUACUCUGGAUCACAGGCACUCAACAGGUCCAAAAACAUCCUUGUUUACAACUGCACAACCGGUGGGAUCAACCCAUUUCACUGGGGGGAAGUUGAGUACCAUGUAAUAUCCACGUUCAAGAGGAACCCCCUUGAGCAGGCCUUUCGUCGGCCCAAUGUUAAUCUCACAUCCAACCACCUAAUCAAUCAGUACUGGAUCGCCGUGAGCCACAAGGCUCCGGCCUUCCUCUAUGAUCUGUACCUCAGGCUGAUUGGACGAGAGCCCAGGAUGAUGAAGACAAUCACACGCCUCCACAAAGCCAUGAUGGUCCUGGAGUAUUUCACCAGUCACUCCUGGGUGUGGAACAAUGACAACGUAGGCAUGCUGAUUGCCCAGAUGAGCCCCGAGGAUAAGAAGGUGUUUAAUUUUGAUGUGCGUCAGCUGCACUGGGCGGAGUACAUGGAAAGCUACUGUAUGGGCACCAAGAAAUACGUCCUCAAUGAAGAGCUGUCGGGCCUGCCUGCUGCACGCAAACACCUCAACAAGCUGAGGAACAUCCGCUAUACCUUCAACACCAUCCUGGUGGUGUUCAUCUGGCGUGUCUUCAUUGCCCGAUCCCUGAUGGCCAGAAACAUCUGGUACUUUGUGGUGAGCCUCUGCUUCAAAUUCCUCUCCUAUUUCAGAGCUUCCUCCACCAUGAGAUAAUAAGCCUUGGACAGGGUUGCGGGUGGGGAGGCAAAGGGGCGACGAAAUGAAGAAACCCUGGCUGUGACGUUUAGAGGUUCCUGAGCUCAAAGCCCUUAAAAUGUUACCAUGCUGUCUGUCUCUGGCCCUGUGUUUCCCCUGACACUCAAGGAUUUAAUGGAACCGUUAAACCCAUGAACACCGACAGAGCUACUGGACAAGCCUGGAGAGUCCACAGCAGUCUAAAUGUUGCAUAUCUCAGAUCCAUCUAACCUGAUCUCUAGCAUUUCACAAAACCGACGGCAUGGAUUCAUCUCACAAUGAACAAUGCUUAGACUCCCAGCACUUGGACUUGUUAAAGAAGCAGGGCCCCACACCCUUAUUAUGUUCCAGGGCGCCCAAACCUGCUCCAUCUCGUCUGUCUGCUUGCCUGACUGCCUGCCUGCAAAACAAAGCUAUGUAUUGGAUGAUGCUCUGCAGCACAAAUCUUUAGCUGGUUUUGAGUCAGUCCAGGCUUCCUCUUAUGUGAUCUUUCAUUGAAGAAUGACUACUCAACUGCUAUGUAAGUUAUUUUUCACCUGAAAACAUAACUCAACACUCUUUUGUUUUCCUUGUUUGUUUUUUCCUCCCUUGAGGUUUGUGUGGUUCUUGUGAAUUUUCUGCUACUUAAGGCCUAUUGAAAUGUUUUAAAAGCCUGUUACAAAAUGUAUUAUACACAGGAUUACGGUUUUCAUAUGACGGCAGUUUUACAGCAGAUACUCCAGCCUGAGCCGGUUUUGCACAUUUAGUUGGCAGCAGUUGAAGAAUGAUUCUCUCAGUUGAGUCUUGUUCAGGGACAGGCUAGCCUAGAUAUCCUGUUCAAACUGUCUUCCCUUCAAACCCCACCCCCAAGACCAAAGCCAUUUCAACCAGUUAGACAGUUGACAUUGGCGGUCUUUUACUUUUCCUGCUUGAACACUCAACAGCAAUGCACUCCUGUAUGUCCCCAGUGAACUGCACUGGCUAGUUCCCUAAUUACGACCAAGCACAAUGUAGAUUGUAACAAGAUGGCUUUAUCCAGUGCCUACAAAUUGAUUGUUCUUGCAUCAGCAGAUCUUGCAAAUCAAGCUUCUUCUACAGGUUCCUUUUUUCUUUUUUUUGGGUCAUGUCAUUUGUGUCAUUUGGUCUCGAGCUGUUUUUGCCAAAAACCUCUUGGCUAACAGCCUCAUAGCUCAGUAGAGGAUACAGGUGGAGUUGAGAGGAGAAAUGGUGUCACCUUUUGGUUUAUUUUUCUCCAUUAUGCUUGCGCAUUUAAACUUUUAGUACUGGUUUACAUUUAGCUAAUAUACAAUGUCAUGACUUUUAUUCAUUGGUCUGCUAGUACACUACUUUUCAGGUAGCUCCAACUGUAGCCCACCAUCUUUUUGAAUGGUUUGUUACUUUAGUGUUUUCCUCUUUAGUAAUUCUUCUGGGUCAUUUGUUUGUCAUGUUACUGGUUCAUUUUACCAUCUUAGUUGCUUCUGUAAAUAUAUGUAGGAUUUGUCACGUGUUCAUGCUGUUUACAACCGGUGGUUAAACUCUUGGACCAUUCUGUUGCCUUCAUCAUUCUGUCUUGUUACAUAAGAAAUGUGUAUUUUAUACAAGAAAUGUUUGCUUGUUAAAGAAUUGACAACAUGAGCUAAGACUACUUACUUUUUUUUUUUUUUUUUUUUUUUUUUUUUUUUUUUUUUUUGCAUGAAUUUCUCUGGGUUUUCAUAGCAAUUAAUCCUCCUUGCCAUAUAAAUCUUUAAUUAACAUACAUGAGGUUUACCUGUACGCAUUUGUCUUGUCUGUUACCUAUUUCUCAAGCACACUACAAUGUUUGAAAGCAGCGUUUGACGAUGUGCUCAUCUUUGGUCGUGCUUGCAUGUGUCUUAGGCCAUAGACGCUUUAAACACCUACAUGUACGUCUAGUAGUGAAUGUCCUGGAUUACAAAUGUUUAAGCUUCAAUGGUGUGUGUAUUGAUCACCUGCAUCAAAGUAGUGUGUUUUUUUUUGUUUGUUUUUUACUUUUCUGGUUUUUUGUUUUCAUGGCUCAAAGAUUGUUGCUCCUAUUUUACAUGGCCAACACAACAUGGAUCCAUAUGCUUAAGCUGUAUUAGUAUACAAUUGUUUUUUCUUCUGAGGUUGAUUGCAUUAAGACUUGUUACAGUGUAAUGUUCAUUUUUCAACGUGUUCAUGUGGUUCUCUAGGUGACAAUUUUUUCAUUGCUUCUGCUUUAAGCAUGAUGAGCAUAGGUUACGGUGUUCUUUCAGGAGGAAAAGGAGUUUUUGCCACAGGCAUUGUCAAUGUGAAAAAAAAAAAAAAAAAAAAAAUCAAUGGGUGCCUUUGUUUGUAAACCAAAAAAUAAGGAAUAAACGGUUUAAUCCUGAUUACGACAUUUGA
This is a messenger RNA of Perca flavescens (yellow perch), 4618 nucleotides long. RefSeq names its product fatty acyl CoA reductase 1 (gene far1). NCBI's taxonomy places the organism in Eukaryota, Metazoa, Chordata, Actinopteri, Perciformes, Percidae. The record is from RefSeq and is a predicted model, not a curated record. The transcript has 13 exons. Gene Ontology annotation, cellular component: peroxisome. The coding region runs from base 683 to 2236 and encodes 517 amino acids. Gene Ontology annotation, biological process: long-chain fatty-acyl-CoA metabolic process. Gene Ontology annotation, molecular function: alcohol-forming very long-chain fatty acyl-CoA reductase (NADP+) activity.